GGUUCAACUCGUCUGUUGUACAGGGUCAGUCUCACCAGUAUACCAGGGUUCAACUCAUCUGGUGUACAAGGCAGAGAUGCCAACACAUACGAAUUUUUCGUAUUUUAUACGAAUUUUCCAUUUGAAAACAACACUACGACCAGUUACCAUGAAACUACGAAAAAAAUAUAUUAUGCUACUACGAAAAUGUCGAAAGUACAAAAAAUAUAUUUUUCGGAUGUUGAAAUCCGUAUUUUCACACAACCCUUUCCCAGUCUCCAUGCAAGGCCUUGUUGCUUCCAAAACUGCCGAUCCUGGGAGAAUGAACCUUGUCAGUGCGUGUAACGCGAAUGUUGAUUGGUUGGAUUUUCACGCUUUUUCGGACACCUGGCCAAUGAGUAAACUGGAUGCAUAAGUUCUUGUUCCUAGGUGUGUUAGGUUUUCCGCCAUGACCGAAGCCAGAAGGAAGAUGGAACGCGUUCAGCAACUUCAGGGAAAGAAUAAUCAACGGUUCAAUGAUAAAUAUACAUCCAUGUGGCCCUGUAUUCGGCCAUCGAGGAAGGGAGUGCAUUACGCGACGUGUACAGUUUGCAAUAGUGACAUUUCGGUCCGACACAGUGGCCAGUACGAUAUAAAACUCACAUCGCUUCGCCGAAACACAGAGACAACAUCAACACAGCAAGUUCGACCCAUUCGAUCGAGAACUUCAUCACAGUCACACGGUCGAGUGGCUCUGACAACUCUGUUAUCAAGGCAGAAUGUCUGAUGACUAGUUUUCUAGUUGAAUGCAACGUACCUGUCGCCACUGCUGACAAACUUUCGCCACUAAUGUAUAAGAUGUUUCCAGACAGCAAAAUCGCCAAGUCAUUCGCUUGUAAACGAACCAAAACUACUCACAUCAUUCAUGAGAUGUCUAAGGAUUGUGUUCAAAAAUUGUCACAAGUGAUUGUGGACAAUGUCUUUGGCAUCGCUACUGAUGGUAGCAAUGAUAGAGGGUAUUCUAAUCAAAUAUACCCAGUUGUCAUUAGAUACUAUGAUCCAGCUGUCAGUAGAGUAUUGACUGGACUUUUAAGCCUCCCAGCAUGUGACGGGCGUAGUACAGGUGAAAAUAUUUUCAAACUAUUGGAUAAUGAAGUGAAGGAACACUCAGAAUGGAGAAAGUGUGUGGCUUUUUGUAGUGACAAUGCAAAUGUGAUGAUGGGACGAAAUAAAGGUGUGGCAGGGUUUGUCAUUCAGGAGCAUCCAGAUAUCUUUGUGACUGGUUGUGCAUGUCAUCUGUGCCACCUUGCUGCAUCCAAAGCAGCCAGUGAGAUCAAUCAUGUAUCAAACAUUGAGGAGUUGCUUGUUGAUGUAUACUUCUACAUUGAGAAAAGCUCCAACAGAACCAAGAGCUUGAUGGAGUUUCAAGAACAAUGUGGAAGUGACACUUUAAGAAUUCUAAAGCAUACAAACACUCGUUGGCUGUCACCAGCCGCUUCAAUUGACAGGCUGUUGAAGAUGUGGGAGCCACUUUCUCAGUUCUUUGAGCAGGAGUGUGCUACUUCAGUGAAAACCGGUCGCAAACGGAAGCUUACUGAGAAAGACACUUCCAGUGGCAACUUCAAGUCAAGACCUGAGAGAGUUCUGCAUGCCUUGACAGAUCCAAACACCAAGCUCUACUGCCUUUUCCUACAAGCAGCUAUUCCAACAUUCAACACCAUGAACCUAGUGCUACAGAGAGAGGAACCCAUGAUCCACUUGGUUCACUCUAAGUGUGUCACAUUUCUAACCAAGUUGCUGGUUAGGUUUAUUACUCCAGAUGCCAUCACCAAAGCUGAAAACUUGCAGACUCUUGACUUCCAUGAGAGAAAAUUGCAGAAGUCCAGAGAAGAUAUCGUCAUCGGACAAAAUGCCAGGUGUUACAUGGAGCAGUGCAAGGAACAGGGCCUGAUGACCCCUAAGGACAGAAGCCUGUUCUUUGACAGUGUGAGGAAAUACUAUGCAACUGCUGCCACUUACAUCACUCAAAAAUUCCCUCUCAAUGACCCUGUGCUACAAAACGCCAAUGUUGUUAAUAUCCAGAGGAGAACAGAGGCAAAGUUCUCUGACCUACUAUACUUUGUACAUAGGUUUCCCUGUAUAAUGCCAGAUGAUGCCACAGAAGAUGACUUGCAGAUGGAGUUUCUUAUGUACCAGGUAGAUCCUCUGCCUUCAGUGGACUCAGACAUGAGAAUUGACCAGUCUUGGCAUUUGUUAGGACAGUUAAAGCAACUGGAUACCACACAGCCAAAGUACAAAGUGUUGUCACAUGUGAUGUUGGGAAUACUGGUAAUCCCUCACAGCAAUGCUGAUUCUGAGAGAAUUUUCUCCACUGUGCCUAAAGCCGCGUUUAGACUACAGCCGGGCCGGGCCCAUUUUAGCAGGGUCGCGCUUGAUCAGGGCCGAGCCCCCUUGACAAGUACCGUUUACAUUACACGCCUCGCUGGCGGGCCAAAUCCAUUAUCACAAACAGGAACGACAACUCAGGUUGAGUUGGGCUAUUUAUUUGUGGCACUCUUCAGACAUUGGAGGUACAAACACUUUAUUCAGCUGCGAAAAUGGCGCUGCCAGUAGUUGUAAGGCAAAGAUACAGACGGCCUUUUCGAAACUCAUAUACAUCCACCUGUAUGAUGUUCUCGUUGUGACGAGCGCUCUCAAGUUGCGCCUGCACGUUUUCCUCGCCCCAAAUAGCUAAUAGCUGUUCUGUCUCCUCUUUUGUCCAAUUAGCGCCACGAUUUGUUGACAUAUUUAAAUUCUUAUUGUUCGAAAA
Molecule: messenger RNA, 2767 nt
Organism: Liolophura sinensis
Lineage: Eukaryota; Metazoa; Mollusca; Polyplacophora; Chitonida; Chitonidae
Exons: 2
Coding region: 745-2571 (608 amino acids)
Source: RefSeq, a predicted model, not a curated record